This is a messenger RNA of Tribolium castaneum (red flour beetle), 1789 nucleotides long. It is a transcript of the gene Tbh, whose product is annotated as Tyramine beta hydroxylase. The transcript is spliced from 6 exons. The coding region runs from base 18 to 1736 and encodes 572 amino acids. Gene Ontology annotation, molecular function: dopamine beta-monooxygenase activity; copper ion binding. The record is from RefSeq and is a predicted model, not a curated record. Gene Ontology annotation, biological process: octopamine biosynthetic process; dopamine catabolic process; norepinephrine biosynthetic process. Gene Ontology annotation, cellular component: secretory granule membrane. NCBI's taxonomy places the organism in Eukaryota, Metazoa, Arthropoda, Insecta, Coleoptera, Tenebrionidae.
UUUCCUCUUAGUGAAAGAUGCGCUUUCUUAUCGCAAUCAUAAUCCUGACGUGUCUGAAAAGUUCACACUCCGGUGAAAUUUUCCACGUCCCGUUGAACGGUGAUGGGUCCAUUUCCCUCAACUGGGUCCUGGAUUAUCCCACUCAAACCGUCACUUUCGAGGUCCACCUCCCGGAAAAUUUCGGCUGGUUUGCGAUUGGUUUUUCCGACCAAGGGGCGCAUUUCCCGGCCGAUUAUUGCAUACUAUGGAAGACAAUCAAACGGAAAAUUCAAUUUGAGGACACGUGGGCCGACACCACUGGGAUUAUACGGCUGGACCGCCAACAAGAUUGCCAAAAUUUCAAAAUAAAACGCGCGGGAAAUGUAACCAAGUUUACGUUUCGGCGCAAAUUCGAUACUUGCGACUUUGAGGAUUAUGUUAUCGAAGAUGGGACAACACAUAUCGUGUGGGCACGUGGGGCCCACCCUUUGUAUAAAGUGGUGGGGUUGAAUAUUAGCUCCCCUGAGAAGGAGCAAGGCAUGGUGAGGGUGCAAUUGUUGAAAAAUACCAAUGUGAAGGCGAUUUUGCCCAAUUAUGUGCAAACUUUGGAUGUUUUUGCCCAUGAAGUGAGGGUUCCGGACAAGGAAACGACGUAUUGGUGUCACGUCCAUAAACUGGGGGAAGAAUUUAAGGAGAAACACCAUGUUUACAGGUACGAGGCCCAUAUUCCGAGUAGUAGUGAAGGUUUGGUCCAUCAUAUGGAAGUGUUUCAUUGUGUGGCACCUCCGAAUCAACAAAUUCCCCUAUAUGUUGGCAACUGUUUUGCUAAAGACAGACCCAAAGAGACGCAAGUUUGUAAAAGAGUGCUAGCUGCGUGGGCCAUGGGGGCACCACCUUUCACAUAUCCAGAGGAGGCCGGGCUUCCCCUCGGCGGUCCCGACUUCAACCCCUACGUCAUGCUCGAGGUGCAUUACAACAAUCCGGAGCAUAAAACCGGAUUUGUGGAUAGUUCCGGAAUCCGGUUUCACGUCUCAUCAAAAUUGAAAAAAAUGGACGCUGGAGUUAUCGAAUUAGGGUUGGAGUAUACCGACAAAAUGGCGAUUCCUCCAGGUCAGGAGGCGUUUCCUUUGACCGGAUAUUGCGUCAGCGAGUGUACCGCUGUGAGUUUGCCACCUGAAGGGAUUACAAUUUUUGGGUCACAGUUACACACUCACCUCACAGGGGUUAAGGUGUACACUAGGCAUAUAAGGGAUGGGAUUGAGUUAAGGGAACUGAAUAGGGAUGAUCAUUACAGUACGCAUUUUCAGGAAAUACGCAGGUUGAAACAACCGGUUAAAGUCUUACCGGGCGAUGCCUUGGUUACGCGAUGUUAUUAUAACACACAAGAGCGGGAAAAUAUCACACUUGGAGGGUUUAGUAUCACAGAUGAGAUGUGUGUUAAUUAUGUUCAUUACUUCCCAGCCACUCAAUUGGAGGUUUGCAAGAGCGCAAUUAGUGACCAGGCUUUAAGUACUUACUUCAACUACAUGAAAGAAUGGGAGGGCCAAAAAAUUUCGCUCCACCACGUAAUUUCAGAUAAUUACAAAUCAAUCAAAUGGAAUAAAAUGCGCGUCCAAUUACUGAGCGAUGUGUACCAUGAGGCCCCCUUGAGCAUGCAGUGCAAUAUGUCAAGUGGUGACAGAUUUCCCGGUUAUUGGGAAAACACCCCCAUCACCCCCAUUUUAACGCCCCUACCCCCACCCCCACGAACAUGUUAAAAAAAACAAAAAUAUAAUAUAAAUAAUUUAUUAAAUAAACUAUUACAGAGUUA